AUGCCUGCCUUAUGGGACGAAAAGGGGAUAAUAGACUGGAACAAGAUCCGGGAGGUGAAAGUAAAGAACUAUGUGCCGGAACUGAAGGGAUUGGGAGCAUUGCAGACGAUGGCUGCUACCGAGUCAGAUGGAGAGAUGGACGAACAAGACGAUAUUCAGUCAGAGCAGGCAGUUUCGAGAGACUUGGAGAUUACGAUGAGAGCCAGGGAAGACGAGUACAUCAAAGUUGAAGUACCAAUAUCAGUUAAUGUAACCAUUAACAAACUUCGACACACAGUAGAAGUCUUGAGCAAUGCGGAAACACCAGUACACAUCCGCGAUAGUUUCUACGCAACAAACUCCAUCCCUGGAUUAAUUUGGAUUGGACAUUCAGGUAACCCGGUGCUAGCCAACUCGGAUGAUAUCAUGCCUCAAGAUUUUGACGAGCAGAAUGUGCGCGACGAUUUUACGGAGCUCAAGAUAAUGGUUGACCUAUUCCGUAAAAAGAAACCAGAAUCAGUUAGCGACUCGGUUAUAGAUAUGGAUAGUUGCGGUUGCCCUAGCCUGUUAAUGUCAAAUUAUUGUGUGCGCCAGGCUAUUAACAACAGAGUUCGUGCUUUUAAUGAACAGAGCCAGACAAGUGCACCUCUUCCAGCGUAUCAAUUCGUAAUGUGUUUAGACAAGACUGACGAGAAUCGUACAAAAACACAUACAUCUUUGGGUUUCCUCCCCACUUAUAGAGGAAUACCGCUGAGCUCGCAGAGCUCAUCAGCCUCUGGAGACGCGCCGCCUGCUACACGACGUCGAAGCCAGAAGUCAUUGACGUUUGCAAGUCUUUCUGCAGAAGAAAGUGAACGGGACGAAAAGGGGAUAAUAGAUUGGAACAAGAUCCGGGAGGUGAAAGUAAAGAACUAUGUGCCGGAACAGAAGGGAUUGGGAGCAUUGCAGAUGAUGGCUGCUACCGAGUUAGAUGGAGAGAUGGACGAACAAGACGAUAUUCAGUCAGAGCAGGCAGUUUCGAGAGACUUGGAGAUUACGAUGAGAGCCAGGGAAGACGAGUACAUCAAGUCAGUCAUUCUCGGCGACGAACUUGUAGAAACUUUUCAAUGCGCCAGUCAUUCAUGUAGAAUGGACGGGAUCAAUAAAUGGACAAAGACAAUGUACGAAGCUGAAUGUACCGGAGGGAGAAAUACAAUACAUGGAAAUGAAGGCAGUACAUCUGAAGCGAAACAGCCAAGACUGGUGGAUGAAGCUGAUAAAACCGAUAAUAACAUACGAGAAAGAGACGGCAAUGGCAUUGAAGUUCAAUAA
Molecule: messenger RNA, 1290 nt
Organism: Parnassius apollo (apollo)
Lineage: Eukaryota; Metazoa; Arthropoda; Insecta; Lepidoptera; Papilionidae
Source: the annotation of a GenBank genome assembly